GCCAUACACUACAAAUUCACAUUGAGGGUUGUAUUCUUCGAUUUAUAAUUCUUAACCGUAUAAACACGGAGCAUUCCUUUUCCUCAAAACUCUUGUAGACAGGUACUUGCGUUAAACGUAGCGACUUUGGAACAAUUCGACAAAGUAGUCUGUACGCAUAAUUCUGCAAAGUUACACGCGAGUUAUUGCUGUUUUUCACGUACCUUGUUUGUCUAUCAUCAUAAAUCAUUGUCAUCCGUCUUUUUUUCUCGCGAAAGAGCUUCGUUUGUGAGGCGAAUUUGAAUUUGUUUGUUAUUUGUUUGAUUGUCUACAGUUCAUUCACUACACGUGUUGUUGAAAGAGUGAUUUUUCCACAGCGUGUCAGUACAUAUUUUCUGGUCUAAAAGUUAUUUCACAGCUACAAAAAGUGAAAAUGGUUGCAAAAGAAACCCGUAGAAGAUCUUCGUCUCUUGUGAGCAAGGUUCCCAAUCCUACAAUUGACGAGCGCCUGGAUCAAGGCUCUGCCACGAAUUACAAUUCGAAUUGGGUGAACUAUAAGGGUGCCUGGAUUAUUCACAUCGUGAUAAUUGCCGCGUUGCGCAUUGUUUUCCACGCUAUCCCCUCGGUGUCCAGAGAGUUGGCUUGGACACUGACAAACUUGACGUACAUGACUGGCUCGUUCAUCAUGUUUCACUGGGUCACGGGAACACCAUUUGAGUUUAAUGCCGGUGCAUACGACAGACUGACUAUGUGGGAGCAACUGGAUGAAGGAAACCAGUACACGCCUGCACGGAAGUAUCUUCUUGUACUGCCUAUUGUUCUCUUCCUCCUCAGCACACACUACACACACUACAACGGCUGGAUGUUCCUUGUAAACAUCUGGGCUCUUUUCAUGGUGCUUAUCCCAAAGCUGCCUGUUGUUCACAGAAAGCGUAUUUUUGGAAUCCAAAAGUUUGACCUGCACAGUGAUGAUGAAGAGGAGUCGCGCGACUCGAAUUAGGCUAUUGGUAAUAACGACCGCUACUCUCUAAUGCGCAGUUUCCUUUCGUCUUACACACAACAAUCUGUAUCGUGUGGGAUUACACAGGCUCUCUGCUUGGAUGAAAUAAUACCUUUUUUUUCAUGAUGACACACCCGUUUACGCUCACACUCCAUUUCGUAAAUACAAAGGCAGGCACACAUACAUAAACCCUACUUGAAUGACAAGCGGUCCCUUUAUACGUAGCCCGCCUAGAUACUGCUGCUGCUGCUGCUAUUAUUACUACUACCACUUCUCACUACAUUUCUGUUAUUUAGGCCCCGCUCGAGGUGGAACUUAAUUAUUAUUUACAAGUACUCGUUCACUCUCAUCUCUUGCAAAUUGCCUUCUUCACUUUUUCGUAACCUUUCAUCACUUUAGUUUCACUGUUCCAUUGUCCUUGUACGACAUGAGUUUAGUAAUGUUGUGCUUUCCGAUAAGUCUUGGGGUUAGUAGUCAGAAACAGUUGGACUUUUGUUAAAUGUUGUACUUUGAAAGUAUCGUGUAUUGUCAUCCUCCUCCUCCCCGAUUACCAAUACUGCUUUCCAGGUUUUCUCUCAUAAUCCCCUUCCCCCUUCUGUGCAUCUCGCAUGCAAUAGUAGUAAUAGUAAUAGUAGUAGUAGUAGUAGGUUUAAGUACUCAGUAGAAAAUAUAUGAAAAAAAUGCUCUUUACAGAUGGAUG
Schizosaccharomyces japonicus yFS275 is the source of this 1679-nucleotide messenger RNA. RefSeq names its product ORMDL family protein. Lineage: Eukaryota; Fungi; Ascomycota; Schizosaccharomycetes; Schizosaccharomycetales; Schizosaccharomycetaceae. Gene Ontology annotation, cellular component: endoplasmic reticulum membrane; membrane. The transcript has 2 exons. The record is from RefSeq and is a predicted model, not a curated record. The coding region runs from base 413 to 979 and encodes 188 amino acids.